This is a messenger RNA of Toxoplasma gondii ME49, 3204 nucleotides long. RefSeq lists its product as hypothetical. Lineage: Eukaryota; Apicomplexa; Conoidasida; Eucoccidiorida; Sarcocystidae. The coding region runs from base 1 to 3204 and encodes 1067 amino acids. The record is from RefSeq and is a predicted model, not a curated record. The transcript has 2 exons.
AUGUCGCGAUCUCGAGUUCUACACUCGGGUGCCUCGCCCGGUGCCUCUGAAGGCAGCGGUGUAGCUAAAACGUUCGGCGUUCAUGACCAGCAUGCAUUUGAUCUUCUAUAUCAGCUCCACACGAGCGGUCUCAAACUUUGUGUUGAGUGGCGAAACGCGCCACCUCAGGAAUUGCGUACGAAUUCUUCUCUCCUUCAGUCCAGUUCUGAGUCUUCCGACCCUCAGUCCUCUUCUCAAUCACCACCUUUCUCUUCUUUCCCGUCAUCCGACACUACGAGUACUCCGUGCACUUCAGGACCGAAGGCAGAUAACGCACCAACAGCCCAAAUCGUAUCGUCGCCUCACCCCCAGUAUGCUGCAAUGUCGAAACGCUCUUCAGGCGGAGACGACGAAGGACAAGAGGGAUUCGAGGCACUUGAUGCAGUGCUGUGCAUCCCGUUGAAAAAUGGUUCAGAGGCAGCUCGAUUGCUUGUGAGGCGAUCUGACAACGGUAGCCUGUCUGAGCCGUUUAGUUCAACCAUCGAAUUUACACUUAAUCGACAGAGUGUCAUAUUCCUUCCCUCCCACCAGUCACAUAAGAAUGAUCCAUCCCCCUGUUUAGAAGACCCCAGUCAGGAAUGCAUCGUGCCGUCACAAGAACAAGACGUAAUAACACGCGUCGAACAAGCAAAAAGGACUCUAUCGCCGAUACCGGUAUCUACCCACGGAUGUGAGAAGGGCGUUGACAAUUCAACGCAGAUGAAGGACGAGACGGCAACAUUAACGCCCUUUUCAGCUCCCUCGCACCGUUCGUGCCCAUCCCACAUCACCUUAGCAACAGGCUGCAAAGCUCCUGGUCGUCCUGAAGGAAUACACAGCCCUUGUGGAGGCUCUUCCUCCUUCCCAGACCGCCAGGCUCGUAGCACCUCUCCUCAGCAACCGCCUCUCAUCGAGUCACGUCCUGCGACCACCGUGUCCCCGGCCUCGGGAGCACCUGCCCGUGUCCAUUCCGUAUCUCAUGCGGGUCCUGGAGAAGCCGGCCCUUCGGUCUAUUCGUUGCCAUCUGGUACCAGGUUCUCGUCGUCUUCUGUGAAAGUUGCGUCUCUCUUAUCUGGCACGUCGCAGCUCGUUCCCACUUCUGUACCAGGUGGCCAAUGCCGUGAACCUGUCCUGCUCAAAGGACCCGGUGGCAUCGAGAUUAUGAUACGCUGUCGGUGCUUCAAGCCACAGGCUUCUUCCUUUUCCACGGGAUCACACAAUGGCCCAGACGCUAGGACUAAUUGCCGACCACACCUCCCGUGUACGGUAGUCUAUGAAGCCUUGAGGAUUCUUCAGUUCUACGGCUUCCAACAAUGCGCACUUCUGUCAUCUCUGAUACCUCCAUCUUCUUAUUCGAAGGGAUGUGGCGGCCUCGAGCAGGUCCUGCUCAAACUCAAUUUGCAGGUGCUCCGUGCUGAGACUCCUGCGUCGUCGGAUGCGAUUGUGUCAUCUGAGGCACCAAAAGAAGCGCGAACUGCAGCGAUACAUCCAGUCGUUUCUAAAAAAAAAGAGGUGCCAGCGCCUGACAGUCAAAUGUCGUCAGCCUGUGCAAAAAGUGAAGAGGACGGGAAGCAGACGGCUGCCACGCAAAACGCGGAGGCGGAGGGACUGCCUGCAGAUGAUAUCUGCUCAGAGUUGUGUGGACACUCGGAAAAGGAGUGCGGCCUUGCGCCCAGGCCGAUCCCAGGUGCCUGCUUGAGUUUGGCCUCAAAGCGAGACCUGUCGGAGUGUGGAAAAGAUGACCUUAGGGAUGGGAUGGACGCGCAACAACUAAAGCCGGACGUGCAGGAAAGCGAGAAAACACAGGUCGGAAUUAGUGGUGCGUUUGGCAGAAUGCUCCAAUCUUUAGGCUACCCGCAAGGCUCAGCCGACCUAACCAUGGUGUACCUCGCCGCAGCAGGAAUCUUGGGCCCCAAAGCAGAUGGACCUAUCAGUGGAAAUGAAGCUUGUCUUCCCGCUUCAUCCGACUCGGAUCAACACAAGGUUUUGACGCAUGCCGCAAACCCGCCUGUGUCGUCCAAUGGAGGCACAAACAAGUAUACCUGUCCGCAUUCGGCACCUGCGAUACAAGGAAGCGAUCAGGGUAAAUUGAAGCCGCUGGUGUCUUCGAAUGCUAAGCUACCGCACGUUUUACCUAGUUCGGCACAAAUGUCUUCCCCAAUUCAAUCGUUACAUGCAAAUCCACUUCGAUCCAAUGCUCAUCAGGCUUCCUAUCAGAGCGGAGACCUGAACAAUCUAUGGCCGCCUGUCGAUAGCAGCGAAGUGACGACAGCUUCGAUGGUCGACUCAGGCCCAACGGCGUCAAGUGACAGCUGUAUACCACCUAAAGGCACAAGCGAAAGAGCAAGUCCGAGCAUACCUGGGGGAUCAGAAGUCUCUCACACCUCUCCCAAUGAUUCGGACCACGCAUCUCGCUAUCGCCUUGCCGCCGUCGCGGCCGCGGCUCUUGCAGCGGCAGUGGCCCGCAAGCAACGGCGGGAGGCGUCCGAUUGCCAGGCAGCCGAGACAGGGCAGCAUGCGUUUUGUGUUGCUUCUCAACAACGGAGCGUGGAGGAGCGCGUCUAUCAGCAGAACCAAGUGACGCGCUUCCCUCCUGGAAAGCGUGUUCUAGGUGGCCGACCUCAGGAAAAAAAAGCAGAGCAGAAAAGCCAACGAGGAAGCGACAGCAGGUCGAACCCUUUGCUUCAGUGUUGGCUUCUUAAGGGCCACGAGAAGGCAUCCUUUCCGUCUUCAGGUCAUCCCUCUCAGGGCCAUACAAUGCUCGGAGGGAGCCAAAGAAGCCCAGAGGGAGCAGGAACCCCAGAGGUAUUCAAGUGUCAAAACGGCGAAGACAGGGGACAGUCUUUUUCGACUGAUCAAAUGGAGGGUCAGGCGACCACGCAAAGCCGACGCAUUCAACAGUGCCACACCGAGCAACCCCCGUUUGUGUCCGGAAGGGAUAAGCGUCUCCUGAAGCAGCAAGAAAGCCAGGAGGAGUGGAGCUCGUCGACUUCUUGGGUCAAUAGACGGUUCGGUGGUGGUCGUCGAAUACCGCGAAUGGUAACCGUUUCUGAAGAAGAAAACCAAAGUCCUGUGGCCUCCGACGUUGUCCGCAGCGGACCGCAGUGUGCCGGGCAUCCCAUUGAACGAAACGAAUUAGAAACAUUCAAGGAAAAGAUGCUAACUGCAAGAAGCGAAAAGAGGUGA